AUGAAUCAAUGGCUGAAGAACUUAUUUCGCAUUCGCAGCAGUAAUACAGCACACUUUGUACCUUCCAAUUACGACACUCUCUCUCGACCGCAACUGAUUGCCAAAAUAAAAGCUCUUGAAGAUCAAUUAUCGACCGCGAAAUACCCCAUCAAACAUGACAAGAGCAGGCCGUUUGACAUGACACAAUACAGCCAGCAACGCAUUGCGCUAAAGGUAGCUUAUUUAGGCUGGAACUACUCUGGAUUUGCAGCACAAGGAGACGAAAUCAAGACGCCUACAGUAGAAGGACAGAUAUUCAAAGCGCUUCAGUCGUGCAAAUUAAUCACACAUCCAGAUCAAUGCAACUUUACUCGAUGCGGCAGGACUGACAAGGGCGUGAGUGGCCUGGGACAAGUGAUUGCAUUGAAUGUUCGAAGCAGCCACAGCAAACUCGGUUCUUCAUCUUUGUCCACAGCGUCAUUACCCUACAUUGAAAUUCUAAACAGACUGCUGCCAGACGAUAUACGCAUCUUGGCUUGGGCGCCUGUUGACCCGUCCUUUAACGCAAGAUUUGACUGCAAAUCGCGCACAUACAAGUAUUUUUUCCAGAAGGGAACCUUGGAUUUAGAAUUGAUGCAGAAGGCGGCUAGUUUCAUGAUGGGUUCGCACGAUUUCAGAAACUUUUGCCGCUUGGAUCCAUCCAAGAACAUAACCAAUUACGAGCGCACGGUGGUCUCAUUAGACAUCAAGCCUGCCACUACUGCCAGUAACAAUGAAUUCUAUCAGGUAGAGCUCAAAGGAACAGCAUUCUUGUGGCACCAAGUGAGGUGUAUCAUGGCGAUUCUGUUUCUGGUGGGGCAGACAUUGGAAAAACCAGAGAUUGUUCGAGAAUUGCUGGACAUCAACACGUUUCCCGCAAGACCUGAAUACCCAAUGGCCAGUGAUUUACCGCUAUUAUUGUACGAUUGUGAAUUUGAUGGCAUUCAAUGGAUUUACGCCAACCAAGAUGAGGAGAAGGACGUCAAGAUACCUACACCCGUGAGGACAUGGCGACAUUUUAACCAGUUUCGGACAGAGCAUGUCAUCAAAAGCCUACUAUAUAAAACGUGCAUCGAUGAAAUAGAAGCCAUGCCAACAUUCAAGGACCACCCAGAGUAUGAGCAAUCAACAAUUCUGCUUGGUGCUGGUAAAUCCAUCAGAACAAGCCAUUACAAACCUCUGAAAGAUAGGCCUUUAGCUGAUUCAGAUAAAGUAAAAAAGGAGAAAUAUCGCAUUAAGCAACUGAAAAAAGCAGAAAUAAAAUGA
Mucor velutinosus is the source of this 1284-nucleotide messenger RNA. RefSeq lists its product as uncharacterized. Bases 1 to 1284 code for a protein of 427 amino acids. NCBI's taxonomy places the organism in Eukaryota, Fungi, Mucoromycota, Mucoromycetes, Mucorales, Mucoraceae. Gene Ontology annotation, molecular function: RNA binding; pseudouridine synthase activity. Gene Ontology annotation, biological process: tRNA pseudouridine synthesis; mRNA pseudouridine synthesis. The transcript has a single exon. Gene Ontology annotation, cellular component: nucleus; cytoplasm. The record is from RefSeq and is a predicted model, not a curated record.